Molecule: messenger RNA, 786 nt
Organism: Symbiodinium sp. CCMP2592
Lineage: Eukaryota; Dinophyceae; Suessiales; Symbiodiniaceae
Source: the annotation of a GenBank genome assembly
AUGAGCAAGUCCUUCCACGUCUAUGACCAGGGCGCACCGCCGGACUGCAAAGUUUUCAAAGCCAAUCGGGACCGAUGGAUGGACCCAAGGAAAAAAGUGCUUCACGAGACCUUGAGGCCGACGCCCUGGGAGUGCCACGAGAUGCGGGGCUUCAUCGCGGCUCGGGCCAAGAAGGAGCUCACGAGGGCAGACGUCGAGGCUUUGGCCAAGGAACUCGCGGAGACCGGCAUCGAAGAAGUUGGCCGCUUUCUGAAGAGCCCAGAAGCGGUCUUCGAGGAUCUCGUGGAGCAGGAUGCUGUGGAGGCCGGUAUGACAGCCCUGGCGCGCAGCCUGAAGUUUCAUACCGAGUCCAAGGGCAAGGUGAAGCCAACGCCUCAUCCUCUGGACAAGCUGAUGCAAGACGCAUCGGCGACCAUGCCCCCGGCAGAAGUGAUUACUUGGCUUUUGAAACUAGAUUGGCCUCGCUUUGACGACGAGCUACUUGACAGGCGCAUCGACAAGCUCUUCGAAGACAUGCGACGUGCUGAAUUCGCUGGUGACACAGAGACUGUGGGCAAGCUGCGAACGCAUGCAUCGCGGCUGGAGGGCACGAAGACGCUGAAAGAUCAUGUGGAGCUGAACCGCAAGGAAACUGUCCAAGCAGCUCCAAAAACUCGUGCUGACGUCUUUCCACAGACCUUCAUUCGAGCCAAACGCCAAAUAGAUGAAGCCACAGGGCGAAUCGUCUUGAAGGUGGGCAUGGACACCAGGAGCACCAGCAUGGGAACCAUGACUGUUGCGAGAUAG